UGUUAUUCUCCGUUUAUUCCAAGUAGCUGCAUUAUCUAAAUCACUCAACUCCAGUUUUGGGCUUUCUCCAAGUUUUCACAACGCCCCCUCUCCGGCUGUUAUGAACAAAACAGCGACGGCGACUCCAAGUUGAUUCCAGCGCGGCUCCAGUUUUUGUCGUCCCUGUCGCCGGAGAGGAUGGCUCUACAGGCGGGGAAUGUCAGCGUGCUGUCCAAGGAGGUGUCUCCCGGCUGCGCGGAGCUGGGGAACCUCACCAUGGAAGUUACUGACUAUAAUAUCAGCUGCAAGAAUGUCUCAGUCCUCCCCAGAGCCAGCAGAGGUGUCAAAGAAAUGGACUCUUUCCGCAUCCUGCUCUACUCGCUCAUCUUCCUGCUCAGCGUCUUCGGGAACCUGCUGAUCAUCGUGGUCCUGGUGCUGAACAAGCGCAUGCGCACCGUCACCAACUCCUUCCUGCUGUCGCUGGCGGUCAGCGACCUCAUGAUGGCCGUGUUCUGCAUGCCCUUCACCCUCAUCCCCAACAUCAUGGAGGACUUCAUCUUCGGAGCAACCAUGUGCAAGACUGUCACCUACUUCAUGGGGAUCUCCGUUAGCAUCUCCACCUUUAGCCUUGUGGCCAUCGCCAUCGAGAGAUACAGCGCCAUCUGUAACCCGCUGAAGUCUCGCUCGUGGCAGACCCGCUCCCACGCCUACCGCGUCAUCGCCGCCACGUGGGUGGUGUCGCUAAUAAUCAUGGUGCCCUACCCGGUGUUCAGUGCCAUCAAGACAUUCCCGAAAAACAAUGGUACUGUUGGCCACAUGUGUCGCCUGGAUUGGCCAAGCAGGGCCUCUGAGCAGACGUGGUAUGUGCUGCUGCUGUUCACUCUGUUCUUCAUCCCGGGAGUUGUGAUGAUUGUAGCCUAUGGUCUGAUCUCCAGAGAGCUCUUCCGAGGCAUUCACUUUGAGCUGGGACAGAACAGAGAGAGCACCCCCGCCGCCCAGAAGAACGGUGUAGGAAAGACGGCUGCCGCAUCCAACGAUGACGACGACGGCUGCUACAUCCAGGUGUCUAAAAAACCCACCGCCGCUGUGGAGCUCCCCACCCUCUCCGCCGCCCAGGUCAAAAGUGAGCGCGCCCGGAGCAACACCUCGGAGGCCAAGCUGCAGGCCAAGAGGCGAGUCAUCCGCAUGCUGAUGGUGAUCGUGGCGCUCUUCUUCAUCUGCUGGAUGCCGCUGUACUCGGCCAACACCUGGAAGGCGUUCGACCUGAAGUCAGCCUCCAAAGCCCUCUCAGGGGCCCCUAUCUCCUUCAUCCACCUGCUGUCCUACUCCUCCGCCUGUGUCAACCCCAUCAUUUACUGCUUCAUGAACAUGCGGUUCCGCAAAGCCCUGCUGUCCACCUUUGCCUGCUGCUGCCGCAACCGGCUCUGUCGCUGGUGGUGCAAGAAGAAGGAGGGAGGGGAAGACGGCAUCAACGCCACCUCCAUGGGCACGUCCAUGGCUACCUCCAUGUCUAAAUGUAGCUACACCACUGUUUGCACCACCGGCACCUGAUGAGCCUCAAGCAAAGCGGGGUGUUUGCAUCAGUGGGUGUCAGGGGGCAGGGGUUACCGUGUGCACCAUCUGUUUUCUUCAAUCUCCAUCUUAAUAUGGUAUGAGUCAUUCGAUGAGUAAUAUCCCUGCCCUGGUUUAUGAAGCCGCUUCGAAAAGGUCUCCUUCAUGUUCUGCGUGCAUGGUUGCAGAAUGUGAGGCCAUUCGGUUUAGUGACAUUAUUUUUCUUGCGUUUAAUCAGCAGCAUCCGCUUUAUUGCAUCCCGAGGAGAACAUCAAGUGCCUGUGCUCUCUGUGUGGCUUCGUUUGUCCUGGUAGUUUGUUCACUGGCUGACAAACAAUAUAGCGUCGUUAAAAAAUGUGAAUCCUGUGUUCUUGUUAAGACUGUCUUUAUGUUUCUUACUGUGCCAAAGGUAGAUUAGUGACGGAGACAUACUGUUGAACAAGGAGGACUCAUUACCUCAGUAAUGAAUAAGUAUGGAUUUCAGUUCCUUUUGUGUUUAAUGUGGCUCGACCUUUAGUCAUAACAUCUAUCGCAGUUAUCAGAAUUAUUCCACUAAAGGCCAGUUGUGUGGGAUCUUAGUAAUCAGUCUAUUAUACCAAACAAUGUCAAAAGGGAACAGUGGGUGCAUUUUAUUCUAGACACACUUCUUGCUUGGCUCUGACUUUUUGCAUUUUGCUCUUAUUGAGUUAUGUUUCAUCACUUCUUGUGUGUACAGCAUAUUUCCUGCUUACAUCAAAAUUUGCUGCACCGCUGCUCGAUUCAGUUUGAUAAGGAAGUUUCAUCUUGACGAUGAACAUCUAAAGACUGUAAUCCAGCCUUUUUUUUGGCACGGCAUAAAUGAAAAUGUUUAGAAUAUAGCAAUCUUCUUCUUGCGUUGCUCCACCCUGCAGCAUGGAGCGUCAAACUAAAGUCUCCUGUUGCUACAAAUGUCUGUUGAAUACUGAUGAAGACAUUACCUGCAGGAUUUGUGUUGCUAGAGAAAGGCGCACAUAGUGAAUCUAUGAAAGGUUGAUUGCACUUGCCAGUUGCUCCAGUCUGCCCCUGCUUCACAUGGCACGGAGUACUGCUUAAGUCAAACUCACCUUUUCUGCUCAAUUAUCUCAGCGGCCUCUUUUAUGUGGCAGCUCUGCGUUCCGCUGCAGUGCUGCCAAUUACGCUGAACAUUACCUAAGUACAAAGAGCCCGUCUCCAGGCUCAGACUAACGAGGUGUUUCUCAGGGACCCUCUCCUCUCCUGCAGUGCAAAACUCGUGGCUCGACUUGAGAAAAACUGAUGACUAGCCCCUCUGACAGUGCACAUCGGAGCCCUUCAAAUCGUUAAUGACAACAACAACAACAACAAUAAACAUAGUUAGCAUCUUUCAUUGGAGAAAAGACCUCAACCUGAGCUACUGUAGAGUUGAAAAGAGCUGUUUGUCAAUAAUAGAAAUGCAGCGAUUACAAUAAAAGCCUUAAAGGCAAAUGAGGGUUCAACACAGCAGCUGGUUAGCUUAGCUUAGCACAAAGACCUUGCUGCUGAAUGAAGCAUUUGAAUAACAUGGAUAUUUAAAGUAAGAUUAAGCUUACACUUGUUUUGUAUCAUGAUUGUCUUGGUUCAUCAGUGAGCCGUUCAUAUUAUUUUAAUGACAGGUUAUGCUUCUCUUGAUGCUCAUUACAUCAUUUAUGAAUCCAGUCAAUUCUGCCAAAACAUGGCCAUGAUACUGUUGAGUACUUUAACGUUGUAUUUAUAUAUGAAGAAGACUCUGAAUGUUACCAGUUAGCCUCUACAAUAUCUGGAUUUGUGUUGAACAGAUACUUUUGUCCUACAUAAUGUUGUUUGACUGCUGUUGUUUCAUCACUUUUAAGUUUGCUCCUCUUUUUCAUGUCCUCCAUCGCCUAGCACUCACGUCCCUGCAGCCCCCACCUAACCAUCCACCCACCACUCUCCUGUUUAUCCCCGUCAGCGCAGAGGCGUAUAAAUACCUCAAUGGCAAUGGAGUGUGGGUGACAGCUUAGAUUAGCGGGUGCCAGCGCUGUCCAAGAGCAGUUUACAGGCCGUGGCAGAGGUGGCAAUUGGGCAAUUGCCACUCAAAAGUCCUACAUGAAGGCUGACUGUAAACACCUCAUCUGGCGGCUCCACUCUCUGUGCACAUUCGUAAUUAAAGCAGGACGCAAUUUGCAUAUCAUUGUGACCCAACCUUUGCAAAUUAAGUCAGGAUUGUUUUUGCGAUUGCACUUUCACUUUCCAUAAUUUCUUUAUUUAUUUACAGGUAUGUUUGUGUUACAAAUUGGAGCCUCUAGUUUAUUGAAUAAGGAUCUUGUAGCUGAGUAAAAAUAACCAAAUAAGCUUCUUGUCCAGAGUAAUUUCUUUGCCUGUAGAUUCAUACUUUCACAAAGUGAAUCUCAGAGCAUUAUGGAUGUGCAUAAACCUUCGGGUAACCUUGCUCACCUAAAGUUAUGCUAAAAGCUCCCCGAGAGGCAGAGAUUUGCUCUGGAAAAUGAACUGUUUUUGUUGAAUAUUAUAUCUGUUUUUAUAUUCACCUCGGCAGGCCAGCAGUUUAUGAAUUAUUAAAACGCUGCUCGCCUCUGUCCAAAGUUUAAGAAAGAACGCCUUGCUUUCCUCAGCUUAAUAACUUACGUGUGAUAUCUUGUUCGUAAUAACGCAAGUUGGAGUAAGAAAAAAGUGGAAAAUAUGAUUUGAGUUUAUCAGACUUUAAAAAUGGUGCAAUUAACCCCCCAGUCCAACCCACUGCUCCGUACCAUGUUUUCAGAAAUGGUUAAAGUAUUCCAGAUCCUUACAUUUUUUUUAAUCACUUCAUGAUGAUUGUAGUAUUUUAUGCUGUUAUUUAAUAUGUCUAAUUAUUCCUUUAUGGCUAUAUGGAGCCCCUCCACCCCCCUGGGUCAGUACUGUAAACAUAUCUAUGAAAAGCAGGCUACAGAAAUAUUUUUUACCAAGUUAGUUUACAGACUCCUAGAAAAACAAGAUAAAAAUGCCACUUCAGGGGUGAGGAAUGGAAUCCGUACCCUGUCCCCAGAACAGUGCCUGAUGCAAAUUGAAAGUGAAAUGAGACGGAGGCACGGGAGCGCAGCCGCUUCCUCUCUCAUCUCCUCCUCCCUCAACAAGAAUCCCAUUAGGCGCUCCAGGCGGCACAAGGAAAACAAAAAAAAACACUUUACGAAAAACACAACAUGUGGAACAAUUUGUGACCGUCUUGUCUGAAGAAGUGACGGCAUAAAAUACAAACUGUAGCGUCAUAUUUCAUAAAUGUCACUUUUCUGGAAAUCGGCUCCUCCGCUUGUUCUAUAAGCUGCUCAUUAUCAUUGUGCCCGUCCAUGUACACACUGAAGAAGUACACACUCGGCUCGGGCCUCAAACAAACUGCUUUUCUUCAUUCCUGAAAAGUGUUUGCUGCCGGUAGACAAAUCUCUCAUAAGUAAAUUAGAAGAAAUUGUUUCUCAAUUAUUUAUAAUGGCUUUCCGGGGAACGGCUGCCAGUAAAAUGCGCCUCUGCUGGAUUUGUAUUUUUGUUCUUCUUGAAUGAUUUCUGUAGUUUUACCUCAGGCACAGAAUGAGGCGUUUUCUGUUUGGUUUACAGGUUUUGCACCUGAGAAACAUAGCUGAUGCCCGCAUUUGUUUCCAUGUUUUACUCAGCCUUACAGAGUACCUCCUUGUUGGAAAAAAAGGGGAAAUGUGUCUUUGGUAGCUUUCCUUUCUCCAUUUACUUUACGGGAAGAUUGGAGUUGUUUCUAACACCUUUUGAGGAAGAGUGUGAACUCGUAUGUCUCGGCCAAACGUAAGAAAGAGGUGAUGAAAUCGUAUUUAUGGCGUUGGAAAUCCUGCCCUGAUGGUGAAAGCUGUCUGUGUUUGUGCGUCUACGUGCGCUACAUGUUUACCAAAGCAGUCUCUGCUGAAUACCUUUUACAUGUUGCCACAUCUGGUGCCUGCUCGUGCUACAUAGUGAUACUAUAAUACGUGUAAAUGUCUGUGAGCGGAUCUAAAUGUGAGGUUAUCGAUGUUUGUGAUGUUUUGCUUUCACUGUAUAUCCAGUAUGAUAUAGUUCUUGUGGUUACUGGCUACAUGUGCAGUAUUUUCAUGCCAAAUGUCCAUUAUUUAACUAAAUAAAU
This is a messenger RNA of Eleginops maclovinus (Patagonian blennie), 5632 nucleotides long. RefSeq names its product cholecystokinin B receptor a (gene cckbra). The record is from RefSeq and is a predicted model, not a curated record. Bases 178 to 1530 code for a protein of 450 amino acids. Gene Ontology annotation, molecular function: neuropeptide receptor activity; gastrin receptor activity. The transcript has 5 exons. Lineage: Eukaryota; Metazoa; Chordata; Actinopteri; Perciformes; Eleginopidae. Gene Ontology annotation, biological process: neuropeptide signaling pathway. Gene Ontology annotation, cellular component: plasma membrane.